AUGCUUGAUGGGUCAAGCCCCCAGGCAGGAAAAAUCUGGAAGAAGGCCAACCUCACCUUCUCCUUUGAUGGCAAAACAAUGACAGAGACAUUCCUGAUUUGUAAUACUGGUUCAUACCCCACCAUCUUAGGACUCAAAUGGUUAGAUGCCCACAAUCCAGAGAUUGAUUGGAAUUUGCACACCCUCACCUUUCCCCACACAACCCCAGAACACGUGGCCAUUGCCAAAGAGGAAGAAGCUGAUAAGGACCCCCUCAAAGGGGUCCCCCCUGAAUACCAUCAAUAUGCCAAGCUCACAGAGGAAGGCCCCCUCAACUCCCCCCUUUACAGUAUGACAGAUGCCAAGUCUGCCACCCUUAAAGAUUGGCUCAGGGACAAGUUGAAAGCAGGGAAAAUUUGCCCCAGCAAAUCCUCCAUCAGCUCUCCUGUAAUGUUUGUACCAAAGAAGGAUGGUUCCCACUGA
Molecule: messenger RNA, 462 nt
Organism: Rhizoctonia solani
Lineage: Eukaryota; Fungi; Basidiomycota; Agaricomycetes; Cantharellales; Ceratobasidiaceae
Product: Retrotransposable element Tf2 protein
Exons: 2
Coding region: 1-462 (153 amino acids)
Source: RefSeq, a predicted model, not a curated record